This is a messenger RNA of Eubalaena glacialis (North Atlantic right whale), 588 nucleotides long. RefSeq names its product RD3 regulator of GUCY2D (gene RD3). The record is from RefSeq and is a predicted model, not a curated record. The transcript is spliced from 2 exons. Lineage: Eukaryota; Metazoa; Chordata; Mammalia; Artiodactyla; Balaenidae. Bases 1 to 588 code for a protein of 195 amino acids.
AUGUCCCUCAUCCCAUGGCUCCGGUGGAACGAGGCCCCGCCACGGCUGUCGUCUCGGAGCCCGGCUGAGAUGGUGCUGGAGACGCUCAUGGUGGAGCUGGAGGGGCAGAUGCGAGAGGCUGAGAGGCAGCAGUGUGAGCGCAGCAACGCCGUCCGGAAGGUCUGCACCGGAGUAGACUACAGCUGGCUGGCCAGCGCGCCCCGGCCCACCUACGACCUCAGCCCCGGGGAGAGGCUGCAACUAGAGGACGUCUGCGCCAAGAUCCACCCAUCCUACUGUGGGCCCGCCAUCCUCAGGUUCCGGCAGCUGAUGGCAGAGCAGGAGCCCGAGGUGCAGGAGGUGUCCCGGCUCUUCCGCUCGGUGCUGCAGGAAGUCCUGGAGAGGAUGAAGCAGGAGGAGGAGGCGCACAAGCUGACCCGGCAGUGGAGCCUGCGGCCUCGCGGCAGCCUGGCCACCUUCAGGAGCCGCGCGCGCAUCACCCCCUUCGCCAGCGACAUCCGCACCAUCUCCCAGGACGUGGAGCGGGACGCGCCGCCGCCGCCCCGGACCUGGAGCAUGCCCGAGUUCCGGGCACAAAAAGAGGACUGA